AUGGGGAAUGGUAGCCUUCAGUAUAAGAAUGAGAAGCCACAACGUGUAGACAGUCUGCCCAGGAUAUGUCGGAUCGCGACAGGUUACUACCACAUCGCAGCCUUGGCAGAAAACGGCGAGUGGUUUUUUUGGGGUUGCAACGAGCAGUUGCAGCUGGCCUCUUCGAUCGCAGAUCCACAGAUCAAGACCCCGCAGCCUUUAUCAAAGCUACUCCCUGAGCUGAAGGAUAGAGAAAUCACCAGCGUGGAUGGCGGCUACGGCCACACGGUCUUGCUUACACGCGAGGGCACCGUCUACACCCUGGGGAACCACAGCGAAGGCCAGCGCGGCUUGGACCCUGACUUAGACGAGCCUCCUCCGAUUAGCCCGGUCUUGGGCUUGACUGGAGCUUCAAUGGCAGUUGCAGGUAGCCAUCAUACGCUGGUGCUAGCGCAAGGCCGCGUCUACGGCUUCGGGUCUGAUGAGUUCGGCCAAGUGCGCGGUGCGGGAGAGCCCCUGGACGAAGACCAGCGCGUCUGCAGACCUCACGCCGUGGCUGGCCUGCCGGAGGAGGACCCCGUCGUUCGGGUGGAUGCCGGGAUUUGCCAUUCAGCUGCCGAAACGGCCUCGGGGCGCAUCUUCCUUUGGGGAUGCGGAGGCAACGGCCAAACGGGAGAUCCAACGCUGCCCUCCAGCUCUCGAAUCCGAGAGCUUCACAUCAGCGACCUGUCGAAGCGAUGCACCAAGCAGCCGCAAGGGGGUAAAUGA
This is a messenger RNA of Symbiodinium necroappetens, 747 nucleotides long. The record is from the annotation of a GenBank genome assembly. NCBI's taxonomy places the organism in Eukaryota, Dinophyceae, Suessiales, Symbiodiniaceae.